Molecule: messenger RNA, 2049 nt
Organism: Boleophthalmus pectinirostris (great blue-spotted mudskipper)
Lineage: Eukaryota; Metazoa; Chordata; Actinopteri; Gobiiformes; Gobiidae
Product: pyridoxal kinase-like
Exons: 11
Coding region: 178-1113 (311 amino acids)
Biological process (GO): pyridoxal 5'-phosphate salvage
Cellular component (GO): cytosol
Molecular function (GO): pyridoxal kinase activity
Source: RefSeq, a predicted model, not a curated record
AAAUGUCAGCUGCAGCGGCACGUCUUCUCCUCCUGCCCUUCACCUUCCUCUGUGGACUUCCUCUUCUCUCACACAUGCCUCGUCUCAUCGUGUCACGACCACAUUGUGCGCCUCACGUCUUAAUGCCGCUUUAUUAGGGUCUUUUGCGCUUUGUUUUUAUCAUUUUAUCCGUAAAAGAUGGAGUGUCGAGUGCUGUCCAUUCAGAGUCAUGUUGUCAGGGGAUACGUGGGGAACAAGUCGGCGACAUUCCCUUUGCAGGUUCUGGGCUUUGAAGUGGACUCUAUAAACUCUGUACAGUUCUCCAACCACACUGGUUAUGACCACUGGAAGGGUCAGGUCCUAACUGCAGAGGAGCUGAAUGUUCUUUAUGAAGGAAUCAAGCUCAAUAAUGUCAACCACUAUGACUACAUCCUCACAGGGUACAGCCGAGACACGUCCUUCCUGGAGACAGUGGUGGAUAUUAUAAAGGAGCUCAAGAGGACCAAUCCCAAACUGGUGUAUGUUUGUGAUCCGGUUAUGGGAGAUCAAGGUGCUAUGUAUGUUCCAGAGAAUCUACUGCCAGUGUACAGAGACAAAGUUGUGCCUUUGGCUGAUAUCCUCACGCCCAAUCAGUUUGAAGCAGAGAUUUUAACUGGAAGGAAAAUUUACUCAGUAGAAGAUGCAAUAGAGGUGAUGGACUUGCUCCAUAAAAUGGGUCCAGAAACUGUGGUUCUGACCAGUACAGACCUGCCUUCAACACAAGGGGACCAGUACUUAGUGGCUCUGGGAAGUCAAAAAACAGUUAAAUCAGAUGGGACCAAUACCACUGAGAAAAUUUGCAUUGACAUCCCCAAAGUGGACGCUGUGUUUGUGGGCACUGGGGACUUGUUUGCUGCUAUGUUGCUCGCAUGGACUCACCACCACCCAAAGGAUCUGAAGUCUGCCUGUGAGAAAACCGCCUCUAUCAUGCAUCAUGUCAUCAAAAGAACAAUUAAGUACGCCAAUGAGAUGGCUGGCCCGGGGAAAAAGCCAAAUGCCGCACAACUGGAGCUGCGGAUGGUGCAAAGCAAAGCCGACAUUGAAAACCCUGCUGUUGUUGUAAAGGCUCGAGUUAUACAGAAGAAAAGUCAGUGAAGUUUUGCUGUUUUUAGUACGACACAUGUAGGAUUUUCUCAUCAAAGACUGUCCAGUGACUUUGCCUUACCGACUUCAAAACAGGUGCCACUAUGUUUCAAUAUAGUGGUUAGAAAUGUUUUCUUUACAUGAUCUACAAAACCAGUCUCUGUUAUUCUAUGGAUUAUUAUUUAUCCAUAUUCAAAAGAAUAACAGAACAUUUUUAACUGGUACCACAAAAAAUGACUGUUGCAUCUAUUUCCAUCAAAGACUCAAGGUUUAUAAGCACAUUCCAACAAAAAUAUACAAAAUGACAAAUGCAGAUCAGGUUAGAUUGUUGUCACCAAGUGAUUUAGCAUAUUAAUUUACACCAGAUGAUCUUCUAUUUGCAACCCUGUUUUUUAGGCCAGCGAUUAACACAAAUUAGUCUUGUGUUCACCUCUCCCCUGAUCAUCUAAUCACAAAAUGUGCUUACAAAUACUUAAGUGUAGACAUUAUGAGCUAAAAUAGAUGCCAUUAAAUUAUGCAAAAUAUGAAUCAUAUGAUAGGCCAGGUAGUUUAAUAUGUUGAUUACAUGUAUUCUUAUAACAAAUUAUUAAUAAAAGUGUAAUUUAUUAAUAAUUGUUUACUUUUACUAGUUAAUUUAAUCUUUUUUAUGUAUACAGUAUUGAAUGAAGUAGUGAGAUACUGUAUACCCUGAUAGAUCUAUGUCUUAACAUCUCAAAUUGAGGUACUUGCACAAUGACAUUUAAUACGGGAGUUGCUAUUAUUUUUUCAUAUCUCAUUGAAAGAGUUGGUAUGAGAUGACAUGUAGAAGCCUUAACACCAUUAGAAAGUGGAUGUUUAUGAAUCAGUAGUAAUGUAAUGUUAGAAAGUGAAGUGCCAACCCUUGACCUCCUGCUCUAAUCUAGAGCACCUUAAUGAAACUAUUGAUGAAUAAACAAUCUUUUAGUCAAA